AUUAAAAAUUACGGUUUCGAUUCCAAAAUUAGAAAAGAGUCGAUGGCGUCGCGUACAUGUCUUCUCUUCCUUCUCGUUGCGUUUCUCGCCGGAGCACUUGCCGGAGACGUCAUUGAAGUCAAUAGAUCUCAGAAUCAGAGGGAGUUCGAUUACUUCGCUCUCUCUCUUCAGUGGCCUGGAACCUACUGCCGCGCUACUCGUCAUUGCUGCUCCAAAAACGCUUGCUGCAGAGGCUCUGAUUCUCCAACUCAGUUCACCAUCCAUGGGUUAUGGCCUGACUAUAACGAUGGUUCAUGGCCUUCUUGUUGUUAUCGAUCUGACUUUAAUGAGAAGGAGAUCUCAACGUUGAAGGAUGGUCUUGACAAGUACUGGCCUAGUCUUAGUUGUGGUUCUCCAUCAAACUGUCAUGGUGGAAAAGGGUCCUUUUGGGGCCAUGAGUGGGAGAAACAUGGGACUUGUUCUUCUCCUGUUUUUCGUGAUGAGUAUAAUUACUUUCUUGCCACGCUUAAUCUCUACUUGAAGUAUAAUCUCACGGAUGUCCUUUAUAAAGCUGGCUAUGUUGCUUCCAACAGCGAAAAGUAUCCUCUAGGAGGUAUCGUAACAGCCAUUCAGAAUGCAUUUCAUAUCAACCCUGAAGUGCAAUGCAAAAGAGAUGCAAUCGAUGAAAUACGUAUAUGCUUCUACAAGGAUUUUAAGCCCAGGGACUGUGUUGGUUCAAAAGAUUUGACAUCGAGAAAAUCAUGUCCCAAGUACGUCAGUUUGCCGGAAUACACGCCAUUGGAUGGUGAGGCUAUGGUUCUGAAGAUGCCAACAGAUAGAGAAGCUCUAUGAAUGGGAGCCUUGUUAUUUACUUAGAGGCAAUACAUUACUUGUCUCUGAUGUUGUACUUUUACAGCCAAACCUAUAAACAAUGAAUAAAGAUUGGCUUAUUAUCGUCUUAUUUGAUAUGAAUCAUAUUACUGAUAAAUCAAGUUUCUUUCUAAC
This is a messenger RNA of Camelina sativa (false flax), 984 nucleotides long. RefSeq names its product ribonuclease 2. The record is from RefSeq and is a predicted model, not a curated record. Gene Ontology annotation, molecular function: RNA binding; ribonuclease T2 activity. NCBI's taxonomy places the organism in Eukaryota, Viridiplantae, Streptophyta, Magnoliopsida, Brassicales, Brassicaceae. Gene Ontology annotation, cellular component: extracellular region. Gene Ontology annotation, biological process: RNA catabolic process.